GCCGGAAGUCGCUGCCGCAGUGGCCCUCGGCGGGAGAUGGCGUCGGGAGGCUCCCCCGUGGACCGGCUGCCUCCGCCCUUCCCCGCGGGGGAGGCUGUCGGCGGCGCCCGCCUCCCCGGGGACAGCGACUCGGACGGCGAGGACAUCUUCACCGGCAGCGCCAAUAAGCCGGUGUCUCCGAAGAAGGAAUCCCCUGUACUGGUACGAAGCAGCACCAAAACCAACGGAAUUCAAGAGGAGCAGGAUGAUCAGGACAUAUUUGCAGAUGCCACUGUAGAAUUGUCCCUGGAUGGCACACAAAACAGCCAGAAGAAAGAGGCACCAACUGUGUUCAGUCCUGUCCCUUCUAUAGAAAAAACAGCAAAUUCCUCUUCUAAGCAUCAGUCCAAAACCUAUGAGGAGUUUGAAGAAGAAGAAGAAGAACAGGAAGACCUGUUUGAACUCUCAGUGGAAGUGAGUGAUCCCGAGAAAAUUGGAGAUGGAAUGAAUGCCUAUGUAGCCUACAAGGUGUCAACCCAGACCACAUUGCCAAUGUUCAAAAAUAGGCAGUUCUCAGUGAAGAGGAGGUUCAGUGACUUCUUGGGCCUGUACGAGAAGCUGUCAGAGAAGCAUGCACAAAACGGAUUCAUUGUCCCCCCACCUCCUGAGAAGAGCUUAAUAGGAAUGACCAAAGUAAAAGUUGGGAAAGAAGAUUCCUCCUCUACAGAAUUUCUAGAAAAACGGCGAGCUGCCUUAGAAAGGUAUCUUCGAAGAACAGUAAACCACCCAACCAUGUUGCAGGACCCAGAUGUCAGGGAGUUCUUGGAAAAAGAUGAGCUGCCGCGAGCUGUUGGGACGCAAACGCUCAGUGGAGCCGGUCUCCUUAAGAUGUUCAACAAAGCCACUGAUGCAGUCAGCAAAAUGACCAUCAAGAUGAAUGAGUCCGACAUAUGGUUUGAAGAGAAGCUUCAGGAGGUGGAGUAUGAAGAGCAACGCCUGCGGAAGCUACACGCUGUUGUGGAAAUGCUAGUAAAUCACAGGAAAGAACUAUCGCUGAAUACGGCCCAGUUCGCCAAGAGUCUGGCCAUGCUGGGGAGCUCGGAGGACAACACCGCCCUGUCUCGGGCACUCUCUCAGCUGGCGGAGGUGGAGGAGAAGAUCGAGCAGCUGCACCAGGAACAGGCCAACUACGACUUCUUUCUCCUGGCCGAGCUCCUCAGUGACUACAUUCGCCUGCUUUCUGUCGUAAGGGGUGCCUUCGACCAGCGAAUGAAGACCUGGCAGCGCUGGCAGGAUGCGCAGAUCAUGCUGCAGAAGAAACGCGAAACGGAGGCCAGGCUGCUGUGGGCCAACAAACCCGACAAGCUCCAGCAAGCCAAAGACGAGAUCUCGGAGUGGGAAUCCCGUGUGACACAGUACGAGCGGGACUUUGAACGGGUAUCUGCCGUCCUCCGCAAAGAGGUGCUGCGCUUCGAGAAAGAGAAAACAAAAGAUUUCAGGACCCAUUUGACCAAAUACCUGGAAACCCUUCUACAUUCACAACAGCAGCUUGUGAAAUACUGGGAAGCAUUCCUACCGGAGGCAAAAGCCAUCUCCUAACAAGGCCAAGCGAGCUCCCGUCCCUGGACUGACUCUGCCUUUACUACGUUACACCUCUUGGCCUUUCGGACAGAUCCUGCAGAGCUGAUGAGGCUCCUCCCCAAAGGAGCAAUGUCCCCAACUAGUAACUCUUCUAACUGUAUAUUUUUUUCAUUUAGGUUCAUAUACACAUAUAUAUUUUCCUACUGAAGAGAAACUAGUUUCCUGCUUUUGCCGAGACCCACAAUAGAUAGCUGAAUGUGGGCAGGGGUUAAUGCGCACUCUUUGGACUUUGGUAUCGGACUAGGAACGCUUCCUGACUCUUCCAGCGCAAUGACAAAUAUGUAAUAAAACUUUAAAAAGCAAA
This is a messenger RNA of Varanus komodoensis (Komodo dragon), 1924 nucleotides long. It is a transcript of the gene SNX1, whose product is annotated as sorting nexin 1. Gene Ontology annotation, molecular function: phosphatidylinositol binding. Gene Ontology annotation, cellular component: endosome; endosome membrane. The transcript is spliced from 15 exons. Gene Ontology annotation, biological process: intracellular protein transport; early endosome to Golgi transport. NCBI's taxonomy places the organism in Eukaryota, Metazoa, Chordata, Lepidosauria, Squamata, Varanidae. Bases 37 to 1578 code for a protein of 513 amino acids. The record is from RefSeq and is a predicted model, not a curated record.